Messenger RNA from Erinaceus europaeus (western European hedgehog), 960 nucleotides. It is a transcript of the gene NDUFS3, whose product is annotated as NADH:ubiquinone oxidoreductase core subunit S3. NCBI's taxonomy places the organism in Eukaryota, Metazoa, Chordata, Mammalia, Eulipotyphla, Erinaceidae. The record is from RefSeq and is a predicted model, not a curated record. Gene Ontology annotation, molecular function: NADH dehydrogenase (ubiquinone) activity. Bases 91 to 879 code for a protein of 262 amino acids. The transcript has 7 exons.
GGAAGAAGAUCGAAUGCACUUCUUCCGCUUCCGGUCCGUGCCCUUGGAGCUCCGAGUCCUGUAGGUUUCGCCGGGGCUGCGUCCUGGAACAUGGCGGCUGCAGCGGCCAGGGGCUGGUUGCGGGGCAUCCCGGGGGCCGCGGCGCUGAGCAGGGUGGUCGGACGACCCUCGGCACAGUUGCUGCAGCUGAGGAAGGAGAGCGCCGCGGCCGACACGCGCCCCACUGUCAGACUACGGGAUGAUGUAACCCACAAGCAACUCUCAGCUUUUGGAGAGUAUGUGGCUGAAAUCCUGCCCAAAUAUGUCCAACAAGUUCAGGUGACAUGCUUCAGUGAGUUGGAGAUCUGUAUCCAUCCAGAUGGAGUCAUCCCAGUGUUGACUUUCCUCCGCGAUCACACCAAUGCACAGUUCAAAUCCUUGGCUGACUUGACAGCAGUUGACAUCCCCACCCGGCAGAAUCGUUUUGAGAUUGUUUACAACCUGCUCUCUCUGCGCUACAACUCUCGCAUCCGUGUGAAGACCUAUACGGACGAGCUGACACCCAUUGACUCCACAGUCCCUGUGUACAAGGCAGCCAACUGGUAUGAGAGGGAGAUCUGGGACAUGUUUGGAGUCUUCUUUGCUAACCAUCCUGAUCUGAGGAGGAUCCUGACAGACUAUGGCUUUGAGGGGCAUCCUUUCAGAAAAGACUUCCCCUUGUCUGGCUAUGUUGAGUUACGCUAUGAUGAUGAAGUGAAGCGGGUGGUGGCUGAGCCAGUGGAGUUGGCCCAAGAGUUCCGCAAGUUUGACCUGAACAGCCCAUGGGAGGCUUUCCCUGCCUACCGGCAGCCCCCUGAAAACCUCAAGCUUGAAGCUGGAGAGAAAACAGAAACCAAGUAGCUUCAGAGAAGGCAUGUAACUCCUGGGAAGCACCUUUUCUAUAACUGAGUGUCCAUGUAAAUAAAAUUCUUACACUCAGUA